Messenger RNA from Aspergillus heteromorphus CBS 117.55, 523 nucleotides. RefSeq lists its product as uncharacterized. Bases 59 to 502 code for a protein of 147 amino acids. Lineage: Eukaryota; Fungi; Ascomycota; Eurotiomycetes; Eurotiales; Aspergillaceae. Gene Ontology annotation, molecular function: myo-inositol:proton symporter activity. Gene Ontology annotation, biological process: transmembrane transport. The record is from RefSeq and is a predicted model, not a curated record. The transcript has 2 exons. Gene Ontology annotation, cellular component: membrane.
GUUCGUUAUGCUCUUCUCACCAGGCAGGUAAUGCCCUUUCUGCACACCCCUGGCCAAAAUGCUUGGAUUCGACCUGGAAUUCGGCCGUCACCGAUGGGCCCUCAUGUAUUGCUCCAUCUCUGCCAUCGGAGCCCUUGUAUUCGCCUAUGACAACACCUACUACAGCGGCAUCUUGGCAUUGGCCACCAGUUUCACCUCCUUAACUACAUCCAACAUCUACAUCGGGGAUAUGGUUGGAGCGUUGAUCUCUGGUCCCCUCAACGAUCGCUUCGGUCGCAAGACCGUUCUCUGGAUUGCGUCGCUCUUCGUGCUUGCGGGCGGAAUUACGCAGGUGGCGGACACAGACAUCGAGGGUAUCAUCGUCCUGGGUCAAGUGCUAUAUUCAGUUCUGAACCUGGCACUGCCUUCGUUGGAUGGGGUGGUAGACUCGGGACCUGAUAUGUUCAACUACGGGGGAAGCUCGGUCACAGGGGCUACUGCUAUCCAGGCUGCAAAAUUGUAGGGUUGCAUCCGAUUACGAAUG